AUGUCCCUCCAGGACGUGGACGGCAUCGCCUACACCCGUGGGCCCGGCAUUGGCGGCUGUCUCAGCGUAGGAUCCAAUGCAAUGCGGACGCUGGCAGCAGCCAUGAAGAAGCCACUGGUCGCUGUGCACCAUAUGCAAGCCCACGCUCUGACACCGUUCCUGACCGAGCCCAUCGACUCGCUCCCGACCUAUCCGUUCCUCAGCUUGCUCAUCUCCGGCGGACACACGCUCCUGCUGCUUGCGAACUCGCCGCGGGACUUCAAAAUACUCGCGACCGCAACGGACGAAGCCAUUGGGCGCACAAUCGACAAGGUCGCCCGAGCACUCCAAAUACCGUGGGCGAGCGGGCCCGAGGAAGGCUACGAACUCCCGCUCUACGUCACGCCCAUGCCCGGGCGCCUGCAGUUCGCGUUCGCGGCCUUCACUCCGUACGCGGUCGCGAGCGCGUUCCAGCGGGCGGUCUUGCGCCACCUGGAGGACAAGCUCGAUCUAGCUCUGCGACACUGCAGCCGGGAGCGCAUACCUAUCAGACAUCUCGUCGUCAGCGGCGGCGUCGCCAGCAACAUCUACCUCGGGAAAGGUGGAUCUAUCAUCCGUAUACCUAUGAGUCCCAUUGCUGACGCACCACCAAGAUUGUUUGAAUAUCUGGAGGAGCAGACGCAUUUCGGUCAUCCCAUCGAUCUGGUAUUCCCUCCGGUCUCUCUGUGCACUGACAAUGCCGCCAUGAUCGCCUGGGCGUCGAUGGACCGUUUCCUCUCCGGGAAUACAGAUCCGUACACGAUUGACUUGAAAGCAAAAUGGAGUAUAGAGGACCUUGACGCUCCACCGUUCAAUACUAUGUUCCCACCCGGAACCAGGCUUCAUGACGUAUAUUACAUUGGAUCUAACGUAGGCGUAUAA
Molecule: messenger RNA, 900 nt
Organism: Fomitopsis serialis
Lineage: Eukaryota; Fungi; Basidiomycota; Agaricomycetes; Polyporales; Fomitopsidaceae
Product: Gcp-like domain-containing protein
Exons: 5
Coding region: 1-900 (299 amino acids)
Biological process (GO): mitochondrial tRNA threonylcarbamoyladenosine modification
Cellular component (GO): mitochondrion
Source: RefSeq, a predicted model, not a curated record